AUGCCGUACUGCUUUUGCGCGCUCCUCCUGAUUUCCUUUCUCGCAUCCUUCACGCGGAGGUCAAGUGCGGUGGGACCGGUGAUACGCUGUGAGCCAUGCGAUGCCGUGGCUCGACUCCUAUGCAAACCUCUGCCCAAGGACUGCACGGAGAAAAUACGGGAACCGGGCUGCGGGUGCUGUAUGACCUGCGCUUUGAGCUUCGGGCAGCCGUGCGGGGUGUACUCGGGGAAGUGCGGCACAGGGCUGAGCUGCCAGCCCCAGCCCGGAGAGACCAAACCUCUGCAGGCUCUGCUGGAGGGACGAGGCAUCUGCGCCAACGCCACGAGCAAACGGCUCACCAUCAGACCCACUCCCCCAGUCAACGAGCUGCCAGAACCCAUCGAGACUCAAGAAGAAGACAGGAAUACCACAGGCUUAGGCCUCCAAACCACAUACAGCACCCACAGACCCCUAGCACCCAUGGGACCUCAGCUUCACGCCUUCUUUUCUUCUGCCAAGUCUGAGAUGUUACGACAGGAGCAGCACAAGCGAACGCAGAGCUUCAAAUUAGAGGUGGUGACAGGGCUCAUCACAGACCAGCAGAACUUCUCUCUGGAGAGCAAACAGCAGCCUGAGUAUGGUCCCUGUCGCAGGGAGAUCGAGAGCAUUCUCAGCAGCCUCAAGAUUACAGACAAUCUCAACCCCAGAGGUUUCCGCAUACCAAACUGUGACAAGAAGGGCUUCUAUAAGAGGAAGCAGUGCCGCCCGUCCAAAGGCAGAAAGCGCGGCUUGUGUUGGGCUGUGGACAAAUACGGGCAGCCUUUGCCAGGAGACGCCCAGUAUUACAACUCGGAGAGCCAGUAGGAGCGGGCAGGAGGAGGAGGGAGUGCCAGCACCAUGAACUGUAAACACACAGAGACACUGAGGAU
Messenger RNA from Boleophthalmus pectinirostris (great blue-spotted mudskipper), 908 nucleotides. Its product is annotated as insulin-like growth factor-binding protein 3. Lineage: Eukaryota; Metazoa; Chordata; Actinopteri; Gobiiformes; Gobiidae. Bases 1 to 843 code for a protein of 280 amino acids. Gene Ontology annotation, molecular function: fibronectin binding; insulin-like growth factor II binding; insulin-like growth factor I binding. Gene Ontology annotation, biological process: regulation of insulin-like growth factor receptor signaling pathway. The transcript has 4 exons. The record is from RefSeq and is a predicted model, not a curated record. Gene Ontology annotation, cellular component: extracellular region.